Messenger RNA from Scomber scombrus (Atlantic mackerel), 1751 nucleotides. RefSeq names its product glycogen synthase kinase binding protein (gene gbp). Gene Ontology annotation, cellular component: cytoplasm. The coding region runs from base 141 to 680 and encodes 179 amino acids. Lineage: Eukaryota; Metazoa; Chordata; Actinopteri; Scombriformes; Scombridae. The record is from RefSeq and is a predicted model, not a curated record. The transcript has a single exon.
AGAGCGAGGAGCGGCCCGGCUGCUCUCAUUCAUCCCGAUCACUGGAAAAAAAAACACACUCUCUACCACAUCUAUCUAUAAAAACUCCCGGUAGACACACACCGACAGAUCCCCGCUACCGACACACCGGACAGACAGCCAUGCCGUGUCGGAAGGAGAACUACAUUUUUCUGGAGCAGUCCGUCACCGUCGACUCCAAAGAGGUGGACGCUUUGGUGACGAAGAUCGGCGAGGCUCUGCAGCUCCACAACAACAACAACAACACCACCGGCGGGCAUCAGAAGAAGACGGUGUCCGUGUCCGUGUCCUGUUUGCACGGGCUCACCGGGAGCAGCUGCACCGGUGGAGUGAAACCGGCGGCUCUCACCGGCUCCGUCGUCGCUCCGUCGUCGGUGCAGAAACAACGCCGGGGCUGCUGCAUGAGGCUGCGGGGACACCGGGGGAGCAGCCGGGCGAGCCCUUAUCACAUCCCCGGAUCUAGUGAGCAAGAGUGGGACCAAAUUAAAAAACCGUGGAACAGAAAUAGGAGGAACGUGGAGGAGGACGACGACCCGCACCGGUUGCUCCAGGAGUUAAUUUUAUCGGGGAAUCUCAUCAAAGAGGCCGUGAGGAGGCUGCAAUUCUCGGCUGCAGACUGUGGAGAUUUCCCGCAGGCGACGGCGGACAAUGUGCCCUGCUGAUCCCCCCCCCCCUAUGGAUGAACUCUCACAUAAACAUAUACACUGAUACUACACACACACACACACACAUAUACACUGAUACCACACACACAUACACGUGGACAUCUUUCAAAUAUAAAUCUCCAGGACUUUUGGUAGCUAUUGUUUUUCUAAUUUUCAUCAUCCAUUUUCAACCAUUUGUACGUAGCGUCUGUCACGUUACGUCAGUGUUGUUUAUGUUUGAAUGUCUCCUUGUUGGAGGAGGAGGAGGAGGAAGUAGGGGGGGUUGCAAAGGAGGGAGGGAAGGGGGGUGCAGUGGAGAUCUGAGCCACCAAAAUAUUCACUUUACAGACCUUUUAAAUCUGUACUUAAUUAGCCAAAGCAGGAAGUGAUUCACAUUUCACUUCCCUCUGAUGGUUAAUGCUUCUAAUGUUUAAGGUGUAAAGUGGAAAAACACACAAACACACACAUCAGCAUCUGUGUGUGUGUGUAACUGUGAAUCCUGACUUCCUUUUAAACAAGAUUUUCUAAUUUAAGGUCGGCAGUGAACAGUGGCAGGAUUAUAUGUGAUAUUUUGAUUCACUACUGCAUCCCUUAUUUUGUUCAUGUGGGGGUUUUUUUGGGGGGGGGGGGGGGGGGGUUAGGAGGGAAGGGUUUUUUUCUUAUGGCUGAAGUGUAAACUAUCCAUUCCUAUUAUUACAGUAGGAGUGGUUUAGUUUUGUCCAUUUUGUUUACAAUCUUUAAUGCUGGGUGUUUAAAAAAAGAAAAAGAAAAAGAAAAAAAGAAGAAGCUGCACAGAGAAAAGAGAGAAGAGAGAAAGGAAGUGCUCCCUCCUCUCCCUCUCUGCUCAUUUCACCGGUUUAUGCAAAAAAAAACCUCAACCAGUUAAACCAGUGACAUGAGCCUCGUGGUAUCAUAACAAUGCUGACACACCAGCUGUUAACACGGCACACGGUUCGAUCCCAGGGUUUCACCACACGACACGCGACACACUUCAUCUCUGUUCGAGGCAGCUCCACAUUUCUCUUGUAAACAUUAUUUUUUUAAAGGGGAACACAGUCAUCUAACAUGUGGAGGAGCGGGGGGGGGGGG